Messenger RNA from Penicillium manginii, 468 nucleotides. RefSeq lists its product as uncharacterized. The record is from RefSeq and is a predicted model, not a curated record. The transcript has a single exon. NCBI's taxonomy places the organism in Eukaryota, Fungi, Ascomycota, Eurotiomycetes, Eurotiales, Aspergillaceae. Bases 1 to 468 code for a protein of 155 amino acids.
AUGGGGAAAGACUCGUACGAGUACAUGACCUUUUAUGGUGCUUCCCAUGGGAUUCGCCGUGAAGGAGUUACUACAGUGCAGUUCAACCUGGAGUACCAAGAAACACGGACCAACAUCAUGAAGUUCCUGAUAGACACUCUGUAUUUUGAGGAUGUCCCGCUUGCGGGACUGUUCAAUAUGAUCGGCACUGGCAUGUUUCUCUCCAUCAAGGAGGCACCUGUUUGGGCGACAACCGGCACUUUCUAUAUCCCACCCUUUGGGGUGUAUGGAAAGUGGUGUCGGGUAUUCUAUCAACCGAAACCGGCGAUGGUGCCAGCGUAUGUCAGUAAAGGAGCUGGUCAAUGGGAGGAGAUUGUACAAGGGAGCCGAUGGGCUCUCAUCGAUGACCAACAUAUGCGCAGGGCAGGGUGGUCAAGGCACCUGGGCAUGAUUCUCUCUAAGAGAUCGGGAGGAAGUAGUCAGGUCUAG